CGUCACGGCAGGGGGGCUCCCUCCGGCCGGGCGGGGGCGGGGUCGCACCCUCGGCGGCAGGCGGGAAGCCCCGCCCCGGGCUCCCGCGGGGUCGCGCGGCGGCUCUCGCGAGGCUUGUUCGCGCGGAGCAUUGCGACUCGGAGCGGCGCCAUUUUGGGAGCGAGGCGAGCGGGGUGUGUGCGGGCAGUGUGGAUUACAGGAGUCCUGGGCGUUUGCAGCCUUCUGCUUCUGCUGGUAGGGAGAAGGAGGAGACUGACCUGCAGCACCUGCUUCUUGCGAAAGGGGGGAAAAUCAGACACUGUCUGGCAUUAUUUUUCCAAGUGCUUCCUCCUGAAGAGACUUCUGAAACAACCAAUAGGCGUCUGAGAAGUGAACUGGAAGUUUGAAGUCGUGCGGGUUUUUUUUUUUCCUAGCAAUGUCGAGCACCUCAUUCUUGGAUGCUUUUGUCCUCACGGCUUGGAUACGUGGCUAAAUUUAUCAAGUUCUGAAUACUUCAGCUGCGAAAAUAAAGUGCUUUUUUGCCUUUAGAUACCUUUUUAUUCUCGGCAGCAUUCUGUCUGAGUCAUAAAUAUAACCAGUGCUUUUAGCUGGCUCCAGGUUAAAUGCAGCCUGAGUCACUGUGUAGACAUUACUGGAAAGUUUAAUGGCAGAUAUUUUCCCCAUUAUCUUAUUUUUUAGAUUUUCUGACAUAGCUUCUGUCAUUUUGCAGUGAGACCUAUUUUCUAAAUGAAGAAUCUAAUAGACAUUUGUUUAUCAUUUUUUCUUUUAUAUUUUAUUUAAAUUUUUUUUUGUUGAAAAAUCAUGUUGCCAAUAAGCAGUAUGGAGGUAUCCAGAUAGCUCUUGCUUACAAAUGUGUCUGUUACCCGAAGUUAGGAAAGUUCUACAGUUCAGAUGUGAAAACUGGAUUUUCAGCUUCACAGUUUUUGGUGUAAAAAGUGUAUUUAUUUUAUCUGGAGCUGAUGCUUCUUAUAGUGAUAUGUAGAUGGAAUAGACAAGAGAAGAAGCUGUCAAAGAAAAAGGAAGCUUUCUAAGACGGUUGACAAAUUUUGGAAAUAGCCUUCUGGAAUCUGUAAGCAAGAAGGAUGGGUAGCUGAUUUCUGUGAGGUCGCAUCUAUGUCAAACAGCUACGAAUGUAGUGUCAACAAGAAUUCGGGAUAUAUCUCAAGGAAAACUGGAAAACUACCCGUCACGUAGUACUAACACCUUCUGCAGUCCUUUUGGAUUAGGUUUGCAUUCAGCUGAAUUGCUACUGCCUCAAAGAAAAUGAAGAUGGACAGAGCAACUUAAUUCAAAAGGACUUACCAUGAGGUGCUGAAGCCUUGUUUCAUUGAUUCGGAGAGACUGGACCUAAAUGGCGCAGCAUGACUUUGCUCCAGCCUGGCUUAGUUUUCCUACUCCACCAUCAUCAACAAAGUCAUCACUGAACUUCGAGAAACAUUCUGAAAAUUUUUCGUGGACAGAGAAUCGUUAUGAAGCAAAUCGCAGAAGACACAACUCUUCAGAUGGGUUUGAUCCGAACAUUGGACGGCCUAAUGGAGGGCAUUUUGGGAGAAAAGAGAAGAAUGGUUGGCGUUCACAUGGCAGAAAUGGUACAGAAAAUAUAAACCAUCGUGGAGGGUACCAUGGUGGAGGUUCCCGCGCUCGUACCAGCACUUUCCACUCUGGAAAAGGCCAAGGACUGCAUGAAAACAAUGUACCUGAUAAUGAAACUGGGAAAAAGGAAGACAAAGAAGUUCCCAAACAGUUUGAGGCUGAGGAUUUUGUAAGUUAAUUGUAAUUAUAAUAAACAAGGUUUCAUUGUUUCUGCCAUUUUGUCCAUUACAAGCUACUUCAUGAGAUUUCAGCAGUUUCAGAUCAUCAUAAAAGGGAUCACCCUUCCCAUAGCCAUCUUUGAACCCUGAAUGUGAGAGGGAACCAAACCAGAAUAAAUCUUUAGCUGCAGGUGUGUGGGAGUACCCUUUGAAUCCCAAAUCUAGAUCUCCGAGAAUGCUGGUAAUUAAAAAGGGCAGUACAAAAGAGCUGCAGAUAUCUGGAUUCCCAGUAGUAGGAAGUCUUCAUUCGCAGCCAGUAAGGAAUGGAACUGGCACAAGUGUUUAUAAAGGAUUAGUCCCUAAACCUGUCACUCCACCUGCAAAGCCUACACAGUGGAAAUGCCAAGCAAAAGAAAACAAAAUUGGGAAUCCAUUUUCUCAUGAAUCUGCGUAUGGUGUUGGCAAUUUCAGUCCUUUCAAAUCAACUGCCAAGGCAUUUACUGUAUCUCAGAAUUCAGUGAGAGAGUGUAAUCGGUCAAAUUCUUCGUCCCCUGUUGACAAAGUUGGUCAGCCUCGUUUAACAAAAUUAACAAGAAUGCGGAAUGAUAAGAAGAGUGAAUUUUUGAAAGCAUUGAAACGAGAUAGAGUGGAAGAAGAACAUGAAGAUGAGAAUCAUGCCGGCCAAGAGAAGGAUGAUGGGUCCUUUAACUUGCAUAACAGCAACAGUCCUCAUCACGAGAGAGACAUAAACCUAAACUUUGAAAAUGAAAUUCCGCAGGAGAACGGCAAUGCUUCAGUUACAUCUCAACAGAUCAUUCGAUCUUCAGCUUUCCCUCAGGCAGAUGUGCUUUCAAGCUCACUUGAAGCAGAGCAUAGGUUGUUAAAGGAGAUGGGCUGGCAGGAAGACAGUGAAAAUGAUGAAACCUGUGCUCCACUAACAGAGGAUGAGAUGAGGGAGUUCCGAGUCAUUAGUGAACAGUUACAGAAAAAUGGCCUUCGGAAAAAUGGCAUUUUGAAAAAUGGCCUCAUUUGUGAUUUUAAGUUUAGCCCGUGGAAAAACAGCACUUUCAAACCUGCUCUGGAGAAUGAGGAUUCUGAGACAAGCAGCACUGAUACGUCAGAUGAUGAUGAUGUGUGAAGACUUCCGUAACAUCUGUAGAAGCCUGUUUUGAUCUCAUGAAAAUUUGGGGAUCUAUUGUCCAAAAAAAAAAUUCUAAUAUAUGUAGUAACAUACACACUAGAGGAAGAAUGAUGGGACUUUUCUCUGAAGAAACCAAGGAAUGUUGUGUUGGGUGUGUUGAACAUUGCUAUGAUUUCUUUGUAAACGAAUGUGGUAGAAUGAGGACUUGAGUUGACCCAGCAUUGACUUUCUUCGUCACUGAAGCAUUUCUGACUAGCAAUGUGAAAAUGUAACAAAUCAGACUUUCUCAUUUAAUAAUAAAAACAAAGAAUUGUGUAAUGUCUUGCAAA
This is a messenger RNA of Columba livia (rock pigeon), 3221 nucleotides long. It is a transcript of the gene GPBP1, whose product is annotated as GC-rich promoter binding protein 1. Gene Ontology annotation, cellular component: nucleus. The record is from RefSeq and is a predicted model, not a curated record. The transcript is spliced from 13 exons. NCBI's taxonomy places the organism in Eukaryota, Metazoa, Chordata, Aves, Columbiformes, Columbidae. Bases 1987 to 2889 code for a protein of 300 amino acids. Gene Ontology annotation, molecular function: RNA binding; DNA binding. Gene Ontology annotation, biological process: DNA-templated transcription; positive regulation of DNA-templated transcription.